CAACAAGGCACCGUCUUCCAAGAUGGUAUGAUCUGUGGCAUGUGGCGGAAUUUGCAGAAGGCUUCCAUCCGGUUGUUGAAAGUGGACCAGAUGCGCAUAACCCUAAUCACCCAGACUCAUCCUGCAGGGGAGGUUCACGGGCAGAUCGUGAAGCACCGGGCCCUCUUUGCAGAGACUUUCAGUGCCAUCUUGACAUCCACGGACCCAACUCACCUGAACAUGGGAGGCAUCGCUAUGCUCACCCUGAGCGACACUGAGAACAAUCUGCAUUUUGUCCUGGUUACUAGGGGCUUUCUGGCAUCGGCAGACAAAAAAUCCGAUCGGAUCCCUCUCAGGGUGCAAAUCCUACACCAGGACAAUGUUCUCAGGCAGGUUCUGGCUAACGUCACCUUACAGGACCCCGAUUUUGCAGAGGUGCUGAUGGAACUGGGGAGUCAGGAGAUGCGCUGGCUGGCUCAAGGACAGCUGAGGAUGACUGCAGAGGUGGAAGGUGGAGCCCGUCGCAAGUUAGCUGGGCACAUCGCGAUCCGGAGAAGCUGUGACACCAUACAGAGUGUGCUUUGUGGAGCCAAUGCCUUGAUACCCACUCACACAGGGGCAGUGGGCUCUGCCAAGGUUGUGCUACAUGAAAAUGGGACAUGGGAAUACCAGAUCCAGGUAGCCGGAACAGGAAGCGAGGUGAUUGGCGUCACCUUGGAAACCAAACCCCGCCGAAGAAAUAAACGCAGCAUUUUGUAUGACAUGACCCACAGCUACAGGGAUGGCAUGGCCAGUGGCUCCUGGACACAAGCCAGCGGGCGUGAUGCUCACAUGCUGCUGCAGAACGAGCUCUUCUUAAAUGUCGCCACCAAGGACUUUGAGGAUGGAGAAUUGCGUGGACAGAUAAACUCCAUGCUCUACAACGGACACUUGGCCCGUUAUCAAGAAUUUCCCAUACUUCUGGCCGGCCAAUUUGUAUCCCCUGUGGUGCACACGGGCUCUGCUGGACACGCCUGGGUGUCCUUGGAUGGUCACUGCCAUCUGCACUAUGAAAUCGUGGUGGCCGGCCUCGGCAGGGCAGACGAUGGCACCGUGAGCGCUCACCUGCAUGGUUUUGCCGAACUGGGAGAGAUUCACGAGACCAGCCUCCCCGAGCACAGGAGGCUGCUGAGAAGUUUCUAUGGCGCGGAGGCCCAGGGAGUGGUGAAGGACCUGGACGCAGAGCUGCUUCGGCACUUAGCUCAAGGCACAGCCUUCCUGCAAGUCAGCACCAAAGCGAACCCCCAAGGAGAGAUCCGAGGGAAGAAGCGGACGGUGAUCUGUGAUCCGGUGUUGUGCCAGCCACUCAACUGCUCCCAGCCAGUCCAUCAAAGUAAUCAGUGCUGCCCUGUGUGUCAAGAAGAAAAUGAAGAACAGAAAAGAGCAGAGAAAAUUCGAGACGGCAGCGAAGGAUGCUAUUUUGAUGGGGACAAGACGUGGAGACGCGCAGGCACACAUUGGCACCCUGUAGUGCCCCCCUUUGGGCUCAUCAAAUGCGCGAUUUGCACCUGCAAGGGAACCACAGGAGAAGUUCACUGUGAGAAGGUGCAGUGCCCCCAGCUGGCCUGCAGUAACCCCAUCCGGGUCAACCCAUCUGACUGUUGCAAGCAAUGCCCAGCCUUGGAGAAGAGCUCCUCCCUGCUCUCCGACAUGAUGCAGGCGGACGGCCCUCGAGCUUGCAAGUUUGGGCGGCAGUGGUACAUGCACAACGAGAAGUGGCACCCUACGGUGCCCCCUUUUGGGGAAAUGAAGUGCAUCACCUGCUGGUGCCUGUCUGGAGAAACACAUUGUGAGCGCCAAGAAUGUUCUCCAACCGCUUGCUCCAAGGAAGGGAAAAAGGGAGACUCCUGUUGCACCCAGUGCCAAGCAUCAGAGAUCCUUCAAGAAGAAGCUCAAGGGACCUUUGAAGGGGUGACCAAGCACUCCUGGAGGCAUUAACCAG
Molecule: messenger RNA, 1960 nt
Organism: Pseudonaja textilis
Lineage: Eukaryota; Metazoa; Chordata; Lepidosauria; Squamata; Elapidae
Source: RefSeq, a predicted model, not a curated record